AUGUCCUCAAAUGUCGGCACCCCCGGGGAUGACAAGAUUCCUAUCCAAAUCCAGAGUCCGACAUACAUUCUCAACUAUGACUUUUUCAACUCACAAGGCACUAGAGUUUUUGUCAAGAAGGGAGCUCUGGUCUCAUUUAUCAUAAAACAUCGAUACUCUUAUAAACUUCGCAAGACUAUCAUUGCAACAUCACCACAGUUUCCAGUACUAAAACUUCUCGAAUGUCAGCAAAAUCAAGGCGCAGACCAAAGUAUAUCUAUCCCACUAUCGUCUACGUCUGCGCCCUCCAAAUCGGCAACUUUGCAGGUUAAAGUUUGGCCUCGAGCAUUCAACCGGCCGCAAGAUUUGGCUGAGAAAGAUAAAACAGCUUUGAAGGAGCGCAUGGAUCUAAUCAAGCAGAAGUCCCUUCAGGCCGCCGAGAACUUAAAGACCCAGUUUUCUGCUCUUGCCUUUGCUUCUCGAGGCUCGCCGAUGGAACCUUUGAUCGACGUCGCAUCGACUCUCUUAGACGCUUUGACAGCGUUGAGAGAUCACCCCUCUGUUUCACAGCGCAUGGACGGUGCUGACAGUGCGAAGCACGGGGACGUGAUUGCAAAUGUGGUUAACGACGCUAGCGACGCCUUCACUAAAGUCAUAAGGGAAUCUAAGUCAGCGGAUGCUAAGCUUCUCAAGUCUACUGAAAUUUAUGGGAAAUAUGAACAAGACAUUGUGUCUGGGGUAGUCCACGCCGCCCAAAUGAAGAAUUCGAAGAAGACGGAAGUUAGAGACGUAGUCGCGAAUAACCCAAGCCUGGGAAAACUCCAAACCAUAUCAGUGUUCCCACCUCUCCUAUAUGAUCCGCCCACGGCAUAUCAUUCUGACUGUAUCCGAAAACUGACCAAAUGGGCUCUGACGUCUUUGAAGACGAAUCCAGCGUCCACUGCCAACACGAAGCCACUCUUUUGGAUGUAUGGAUCAGCAUCCUGUGGGAAGACGCAAACGACUGCACAGCUCAUAGAGACCUUCAACCACAUGGGAUUUCCUGCAACUUACUUUUCAUUCAAUGAAUCGGGACACCGGAAGACGUCAGCCUUGCUGGAACACCUCCCGGCAACGCUUGCGUACCAAAUUUCGACUCACCAGUCCGAGGUGGCGCAGUAUGUGUGCGAUGCCGUGAAAAGCCACCCUAAUAUCUGUGAUACACCUCUAGAUACGCAGAUGAAGCAGCUGGUGAUUGACGCUCUGCAUACGAUGGUAAAGGAUAGAGCUGGGCAAAAAGAUACUUUGCCUGUUAAGCCUCUUCUCAUCGUGUUAGACGACGUGGAUAGGUGCUCAGUCGAAGAGCAGAACAGCUUGGCUGACCUAUUGCACCGGUGGUUCGUGGGUCAUGGAGACGAACUCCCCGCGCCUUCAUUUGUCAGGGUGCUUUUGCUCGUCGUCUUCGAGAAUCAGCACGUCCCAGCUGGGCUCACCGCGGCGCCUGACAUUCGCGCCUAUGAUGAAUCUUUGAUCACAUUCAAGAGCUAUGCUAUUUCGGAGGUACUCUUUGGUCAACACGGAUGUAUCCAGCCUCCUGGAUUUUUCUGAUCACCAAUACCCUGCCUAUUCUUGUAAUCUAUUGUACUAGUUAAAAAACGUAAUUCCUCUUC
Laccaria bicolor S238N-H82 is the source of this 1628-nucleotide messenger RNA. RefSeq lists its product as uncharacterized. Lineage: Eukaryota; Fungi; Basidiomycota; Agaricomycetes; Agaricales; Hydnangiaceae. The record is from RefSeq and is a predicted model, not a curated record. The coding region runs from base 1 to 1566 and encodes 521 amino acids. The transcript is spliced from 9 exons.